Messenger RNA from Orycteropus afer afer, 1353 nucleotides. RefSeq names its product ring finger protein, transmembrane 2 (gene RNFT2). NCBI's taxonomy places the organism in Eukaryota, Metazoa, Chordata, Mammalia, Tubulidentata, Orycteropodidae. The transcript has 10 exons. The record is from RefSeq and is a predicted model, not a curated record. Gene Ontology annotation, biological process: positive regulation of ERAD pathway. The coding region runs from base 1 to 1353 and encodes 450 amino acids. Gene Ontology annotation, molecular function: ubiquitin protein ligase activity.
AUGUGGCUUCUCACAGUGAACCAGGUGUUAAGGAAAAUGCAGAGACGCCACAGCAGCAACACGGAUAACAUUCCACCUGAAAGAAACCGCAGCCAAGCGCUCAGCUCCGAGGCGAGUGUGGAUGAAGGCGGCGUCUUUGAAAGUCUGAAGGCAGAAACCGCCUCUCCCCCCGCACUCUUCUCAGGCUUAACCGGCUUAACCGGCCUGCCCGCAGGCAGCAUCCCCGCCAGCCCCUUCCCAUCCAGCCUGGUGUUGGGGUCCUCGGCCAGCGGCGGGGACGUGUUCAUCCAGAUGCCAGCCUCCAGAGAGGAGGGUGGCGGCCGGGGUGAGACAGGUGCCUACCACCACCGCCAGCCCCCACACCACUUCCACCAUGGCCACCGUGGGAGCUCACUGCUGCAGCACGUGGGCGGGGACCACCGCGGGCACUCGGAGGAGGGGGGCGAUGAGCAGCCCGGGACGCCGGCCCCUGCUCUGUCAGAGCUGAAGGCCGUCAUCUGCUGGCUCCAGAAAGGACUCCCCUUCAUCCUGAUCCUCCUGGCCAAAGUCUGCUUCCAGCAUAAGCUGGGCAUUGCUGUGUGCAUCGGGAUGGCCAGCACCUUCGCCUACGCCAACUCCACACUCCGAGAACAGGUCUCUCUGAAGGAGAAAAGGUCGGUGCUGGUCAUCUUGUGGAUCUUGGCCUUUCUAGCGGGGAACACGCUGUAUGUCCUCUACACGUUCAGCUCCCAGCAGCUAUACAACAGCCUCAUAUUCCUUAAGCCCAACCUGGAAACCCUGGACUUCUUCGACCUGCUGUGGAUCGUGGGGAUCGCAGACUUUGUACUGAAGUACAUCACCAUCGCCCUCAAGUGCCUCAUAGUGGCCCUGCCCAAGAUCAUCCUGGCGGUCAAGUCCAAGGGAAAGUUCUAUCUGGUCAUCGAGGAGCUGAGCCAGCUGUUCCGAUCUCUGGUCCCCAUCCAGCUGUGGUACAAAUACAUCAUGGGAGACGACUCCUCCAACAGCUACUUUCUGGGAGGGGUCCUGAUCAUUCUCUACAGCCUGUGCAAGUCAUUUGACAUCUGUGGCCGCGUGGGUGGUGUUAGGAAAGCCCUGAAGCUUCUCUGUACCUCUCAGAAUUACGGAGUCCGGGCCACUGGCCAACAGUGCACAGAAGCCGGCGACAUCUGUGCCAUCUGCCAGGCCGAGUUCCGAGAGCCUCUGAUCCUCAUGUGCCAGCACGUGUUCUGCGAGGAGUGCCUGUGCCUGUGGCUGGACCGCGAGCGCACCUGCCCACUCUGCCGCUCCGUCGCUGUGGACACCCUGCGCUGCUGGAAGGAUGGGGCCACAUCUGCACACUUCCAGGUGUACUAG